GGGAUGUGCUUUUUGACUGCUGUCAUUUGAAUGAACGAAGGAAAUGAACCCAUAGAUGAUUACACAUCAAUGAAUGAACCACAUGAAUCAAUCGGAUAGUUUCUAAAAAUACAUGAUUUCAAAUCAUAAAAAAUAUUGAUAAUAAUAAACAAAAAUCCAAAAAUUAAACCGAUGAACAGCAGAUGACAAUGACAGUUCCACAGUAAACUGUUGUCAAAUAAUCACUGCUGCUGCUGCUGCUCAUUUAUUUAGUUGUUAUCGUCUAUUGUGGUAUUUUUGUGAAAAAGUGCUAGAAACCUGUGCUGAUGUGCUUAUAACAUAACGUUAAAGUGAAAAGACAAAAUGUCAGAAUCCUCGAAAUCAAAAUCUUUAAAUUUAAAUCCGUCGCCCACUUUACAAUGCAAAGAUCUCCACGAAUAUCUGAAAAGUCGGUCUGCUCAGUUUUUAGAGACUUUAUAUAAUUAUCCUACGAUAUGUCUUGCAGUUUACCGAGAGUUACCGGAGCUAGCGCGGCACUUUGUAAUCAGGCUGCUGUUUGUAGAGCAACCGGUACCACAGGCGGUCGUCACGUCGUGGGUGUCACAGACAUUCGCCAAAGAGCAAGCCAAAGCUUGUGAGGCGUUAUCAGAGCUGUCAGUAUGGCAGGAGGCUCCUAUACCCGGAGGCAUGCCUGGCUGGAUGCUGGCACAGUCCUUCAAGAAAAACCUCAAAGUAGCUUUGCUUGGAGGUGGUCGUGCUUGGAGCAUGUCUUCUUCCUUGGAGCCGGAUGGUAAGGCCCGUGACGUGGCUUUCUUGGAUGCGUAUGCACUGGAGCGCUGGGAGUGUGUAUUGCACUACAUGGUGGGGAGCGCUCAGACCGAGGGGAUCAGUGCUGAUGCUGUUAGGAUACUGCUGCAUGCUGGACUCAUGACCAGAGAUGCGGAGGACGGGUCGGCUGUUAUUACUCGCGCUGGGUUCCAGUUUCUACUAUUAAGUACUGCUAAACAAGUGUGGCUGUUCCUACAACAUUACUUGCACACGGCGGAGAAACGGAGCCUGAGUGCAGCGGAGUGCCUCGCCUUCUUAUACCAACUUAGUUUUAGCACACUUGGCAAGGACUACAGCACAGAAGGAAUGAGUAACAACAUGCUGGUAUUCUUGCAGCAUUUGAGAGAGUUUGGACUUGUUUAUCAAAGAAAGCGCAAAGCAGGUCGUUUCUACCCGACUCGUCUCGCUCUGAACAUAGCGCAGGUCCGCGGAGGGGGGGCGGCGCCGCUGGCUGCGCCGGCGCAGGCGCGCGGGUACAUCGUGGUGGAGACCAACUACAGAGUCUACGCCUACACACAGACCAACCUACAGGUGGCACUGCUCGGCCUGUUCACGGAGCUCAUGUACAGGUUCCCUAACUUAGUAGUAGGAGUACUGACUCGCGAGUCAGUCCGGCAGGCGCUGCGCGGCGGUAUCACUGCCGAGCAGAUCAUCCACUACCUCGAGCAACACUCACAUCCACAGAUGUUGAAGUCGGAGACAGGCGGUAUCAGGACGAGCUCGAUGCUCCCCCCCACGGUGGUGGACCAGAUCAAGCUGUGGGAGACUGAGAGGAACAGGUUCACGUACACCGAGGGAGUCGUCUACAAUCAGUUCCUGUCACAGGCAGAUUUCGUGGUACUCCGCGACUACGCGAAGCAGCAAGGAGUGUUGACCUGGCAGAACGAACGCUCGCGAACGAUGGUCGUCACACGACACGGACACGAUGAUGUCAAGAAGUUCUGGAAGCGAUACUCUAAGAGCUCUUAGAUAAUGAAUCAUAGAUAUAUUGUGCUUAGAAAUCGUGAAACAAAUGAAUGAAGUCACCCGACUUGUAAAGACUGCUAAAAGCUUAACGUGGACUUGUGAUGAUUUGUCUACAACAUACAACAACACAACAAGGAUUCAAUAGGGAUAGAAUGUUGUGAGUUGGCACCUGGGUGAAGCCGGGACGGAUUAAUAGAAAAUAAACAUCUAUAACAUUUUGUAAAUAAAACAAAUUGACAAUAAUUAAUGAAUAAAGCGUUGAAAUGAGUACCUCCUACAAGUGUGUGUAAAAAUUAAGUAUCUACACGGGUAAACAAGGAUGUUGGAAUACGAGUUUAGAAGGAUAUAUAUAGUAAUGUUUUCAUUUCUUCAUUGAUCGGGUUCUCGCAGCCUACAUAUUGUAUUACAUUACACUAAUAACCUCCGUACCUCAGCCUUACACAGAGAUGGCGAACGUUUAAGCAUCGACGCACCAUUAUGCCAUCCAAUUCUCUUGUCCUUUGUUGGAUUAUAAAUAGAUCUUGCAACAAAAUGCGUUCUAAACUGGAGUUAUAUAAUUAUGUUUCAUGAAGUAUUUAUUUGCGUCUGAAAUAAAUUGCUGGCAGACAUUAGGCAAAUUUUGUGAUUAGUGAUAUGCUCAAAUAUUGUGAUGCUUGCCAAAUAAUUCGCCAUCCCUGGCCUUAACCUUCGGAGAAUUAACGCCAUUAUACUAUGUUUAUAUUUUAAUUGAAAAUGUGAUCUAGUUAAUGUUGUAGUGAAUAAAUUAUGGCGUGUUAAUGAUGCUGAGAUUUAUAAUGUAUGUGUGUUUGUGUUGAAUAGGUCUCGUUGUUUGCGUGAAUACUAAAUAGUUCUGAUAUUAGCGCUGUGCGUUAGUACCUAUGUUGUAUUGUACCUAAAUCUGUAAAUAAACUUUUAUACAUUGAAA
Messenger RNA from Spodoptera litura, 2698 nucleotides. It is a transcript of the gene mrn, whose product is annotated as general transcription factor IIH subunit 4 marionette. Gene Ontology annotation, biological process: nucleotide-excision repair. Gene Ontology annotation, molecular function: double-stranded DNA binding; ATPase activator activity. The record is from RefSeq and is a predicted model, not a curated record. Lineage: Eukaryota; Metazoa; Arthropoda; Insecta; Lepidoptera; Noctuidae. Gene Ontology annotation, cellular component: transcription factor TFIIH core complex; transcription factor TFIIH holo complex.